Molecule: messenger RNA, 1637 nt
Organism: Diprion similis
Lineage: Eukaryota; Metazoa; Arthropoda; Insecta; Hymenoptera; Diprionidae
Product: 5'-3' exonuclease PLD3-like
Exons: 9
Molecular function (GO): catalytic activity
Source: RefSeq, a predicted model, not a curated record
AUGAGAUGGGGAGCUCAAGGGUGGUACAGACGCAGCUGCAUUCCUAUCACUGCCAUCCUGAUACUUAUCGUGUUCGUAGUCCUGCUUCCCCUGCUGAUCCACGCAGGAGACAAACACUCAUCGAACUCGACAUUCGGGAAGGACUCGGGAGCGACUUGUAUGGACAGUUGUAAGAUCAAUUUGGUGGAAUCAAUUCCGAUCGGAAUGGUUUAUCCCAACAACUCAGUCCAGCAUCCGAGCACGUACAAUUCGUGGAUGGAGUUGAUCGCGUCCGCGCAAUCAUCGAUAGAAAUCGCUGCAAUGUACUGGAAGUUGAGAGAGCAGGACGUUUAUCCCAACGUUAGUGCCAAAGAGGGUGAAGACGUAUUCGAGGCCUUAUUGGAGGGUGGGAGCGAUCGAGGAGUGCGGUUGAGAUUCGCGCAGAAUAUUCCCUCGCAAAAGUUCCCCAAUGAGGAUACAGAGUAUCUGGCGAAGAAGGCCAAUGCCCAGGUGAGAAGCUUAGACUUUCCGAGCCUUUUAGGAGCUGGACUGCUGCAUACGAAAUUGUGGAUAAUCUAUCGCAUUCACAUCUACGUUGGAUCCGCAAAUAUGGACUGGCGUGCGUUGACCCAAAUCAAAGAAUUGGGACUGGUCGCUAUCAACUGCUCUUGUCUGGCUGACGACAUAGCAAAAAUAUUCGACGUGUACUGGAAAGUUUCCGAAAACGGUAAAGUUCCUGCGGUUUGACCAGAAUCCUUGGCUACAAAAACAAACCUCAGCAAUCCUAUGAACUUCACGUCGGGUGGAAAUAAGUACAAGGCAUUCAUUGCGAGCUCACCACCACCGAUGUCACCUCGAGGAAGAACAAAUGAUUUAGAUGCAAUUCUGCACUGCAUCGAUAAGGCUGAAAAGUUCAUUUACAUAUCGGUAAUGGACUUUUUCCCGCUGACUCUUUACACGCCUAAAAUGAAAUACUGUCCAAUUAUUGACGACGCUUUGCGGUCAGCUGCAAUCGAGCACAAGGUCCACGUCAAACUGCUCAUAUCCAGGGGGAAACAUUCACCACCAUCCGCCGAUUAUUUCCUCAAGUCGUUAACAGUUCUUACGAACAGUUACAGAAAUGUCAAAAUCGAAGCAAAGAUAUUCAUCGUCCCGACAAACCCAGAUCUUGAUAAAAUACCGCGCAGCAGAUUUAACCACAACAAAUACAUGGUUACGGAUAUCGCCGCUUACAUUGGCACAAGCAACUGGUCCGGAGAUUAUUUCGUUUCCACAGCAGGGAUAGGGGUGGUCUUCGAGGACGUUGGUAACAAGAAUGAGGGAAGCAUACGACAACAGCUGGAAGAGAUAUUCCACAAAGAUUGGAAUUCCCGAUUCGCUCAUUCCUUGAACAAGACUUGUGUCGAUAUCUAGACGGCGCAACAGUACACCGUGUCGGACGAUUAAAAUAAUUUGACGUAUAACAACCGAUUUCGACAAUUAUGUCCCUGAGAUUUUAAUAUAGAUGAAACAUUAACAUAUCCAACAACGUCUACAAGACUUCGCGUCUCCCGAUAUUUAAUUAAUGUAAUAUAGGAGAGUUUUUACUGGGUCCCCACGUUUUCAAGUCGGCAAAUACGCCUCCGGCCAUUUCCAGAUGGACUGGGUGGAUGGCAUGU